AUGGAUUUCGCCCCAUAUCAAGUCUCCCCGGAGGAAACUCGCGCUCUCUCUCCUCCUCCCCGCACCUCUACCUCUUCUCCUCGUCAGAGCAUCUCACCUAUCCGUAGAUCUUUUAGUCCCGGUGUUCGCAGUCCAGCUUUCAUGCAGAGUACAAGUAAUGCUGCCGCGAAGAAUGGAAACUAUGCUCCGAAUCCUUAUGCGAAUCCAUGGGCGCAGAGGGAUAGAGAUGGUUAUUUCCCGGUUGUGAAUAAUGGAGACGGGUAUCAGGAUGUGGAAAGUGGGAGGGCUGGAGGUGGUCAUACUUCUGGGGGGAGUGGAGCUGGAAAUACUGGUGCGGGGUAUGGAGGGGGUAAUAGAGAGGGUUUACAUGAGUUUGAGACGAGUCUUCCGCUGAGGUUGGAUUAUGAGGCUUGUUUAGCUUACUUACUUUUACCGCCAGCUGGGGGCGUACUACUUUUGGUUUUGGAGAGGAAGAGUGAUUAUGUGAGAUGGUAA
Sclerotinia sclerotiorum 1980 UF-70 is the source of this 495-nucleotide messenger RNA. RefSeq lists its product as hypothetical. The coding region runs from base 1 to 495 and encodes 164 amino acids. The record is from RefSeq and is a predicted model, not a curated record. Lineage: Eukaryota; Fungi; Ascomycota; Leotiomycetes; Helotiales; Sclerotiniaceae. The transcript has 2 exons.